AUGAUGUCUUUCACAAAGUUUGUUGCCGCCACUGCUGCUCUCUGCAUAGCUACGGCCCCCAUCACAGCUGCGGCGCCGAACGUGACGGCCGAGUUGAUCUCCGGGGAUUGCUCCGUGUACCCGGCUUACGACGCGUCGACCGGCCAGGCGGGGCCGUGGUCGAUACAGGCCCAGGACACCGGCGACUACAUCACCGGCCACGGGCUCACAGCCAUCUUUUCCCGCGGCUCGAGCGGCAUCCGAUGGGGAUACAUGGCCGUGCUUGACAAAGCUGGUGUGGCGCAGAACCCCCUCCGCUGCGUCAACGGAGAGGGCAUUCAAGGCUGGGUGCCUACAGGUGUCUCGGGUUACACCUGGGAAAACCUCGUUGCUGCAGAUAUCCCGUACAACGCUUUCAUGAUGUACGAGGUCAACGGAACUGAAAUCCAGCCGUACUCGCAUUUCAUCAACGGCACCAAGCAGAGCGGAAUCUUCUUAGGCUCCGAGGGAUACACAACGUGGGGCUUCAAGAAAGAGACUGAUGCCGAGCAAGCGUCACCCAACAUUGUUGUGUCUCCUCGAUUCAUGGAUGAGCUCAAGAGGCUUCCCGACGACGUCUUAAGUUUCAACAAGGCCAUCGAAGAGUUCAUGCAUGCCAAGUAUACGAAGGUUGAUACCGAUAUCGACCUGCUUCCCCACACUGUCAAGACUGCCUUGACGCCGGCUCUCGUUCGACUGAACCCUGUCAUCGCCGACGAAGUCAUCGAAGCCCUUCGCAUCGAGCUUCCCCACUCUGCCGAAUGGACGGAGGUCAAGAUCAUGGACAGACUUCUCCGCAUCGUAGCGAUGGCCUCCGGACGCAUCUUCAUCGGCCCCGAGCUUUGCCGCGAGGAGGAAUAUCUCGACGCCGCCAUUAACUACACCGUUGAUUUGAUGAAGGCGAUUCGCAAGAUUUCAGACCUUCCACCUUGGACCAGGAGGUUCAAGGCUCCUUGGCUACCGGAGGUGAAGAAGGUGCACGAGAGAAUCGAGGCGGCGGACAAGUUCCUCAGGCCGGUGGUGACUGCUAGGCGCGAGGCAGCGGAGAACCCCGACUACCAGAAGCCGUACGACAUGCUGCAGUGGAUCAUGGAUGCGCAGACCAAGUUCGGUGCAAAGGACGACAAGGAGCUUGCGAGAUACCAACUCGGGAUCAGCUUUGCUGCCAUCCACACGACUACGGUUACCACAACCAACGCUUUCUACACUCUGGCUGCCAUGCCAGAGCUGAUCCCGAUGUUGCGAGAAGAUGUCCAGACGGCUUUGGCCGAGAGCAAUGGUGUCUUCACGAGCAUCGCUAUGCAGAACAUGAAGAAGCUGGACAGCUUCUUGAAGGAAACCAUGAGAUUUUACGCGCUUGGAGCGACUUCCUUCCAGCGCAAGGUGUUGAAGACCUUCACCCUCUCGAACGGGCAAGUCGUCCCGCAGGGCUCCAUCAUCGAGAUCCCCAUGGUCGGAAUCAACAACGACGACGAGUUCUUCCCGGACCAUGACAAGUUCGACGCCCUUCGAUUCUACAAGCUGCGCCAAGCCAAGAAGGAGCAAGAGACAGGGACCAAGCAGGCCGAAGUUGUCGCUCACUCGCAAUUCGUCAGCGUGGGAGGCCCCACGAGCUUGACGUUCGGCUUCGGCAGACACGCUUGCCCCGGUCGAUUCUUCGCUGUGAACGAGAUCAAGAUGAUCAUGGCGACCACACUAGCCAACUACGACAUUAAGAUGGCAGGGGACAGCACACAACGGCACAAGAACUUGGAGUUCGGUUCCAACGCUCAACCCGAUCCCGACAAGACGAUCUUGAUGAGAAAGCUCUAG
This is a messenger RNA of Colletotrichum karsti, 1830 nucleotides long. RefSeq names its product cytochrome P450. The record is from RefSeq and is a predicted model, not a curated record. NCBI's taxonomy places the organism in Eukaryota, Fungi, Ascomycota, Sordariomycetes, Glomerellales, Glomerellaceae. The coding region runs from base 1 to 1830 and encodes 609 amino acids. The transcript has 8 exons. Gene Ontology annotation, molecular function: iron ion binding; oxidoreductase activity, acting on paired donors, with incorporation or reduction of molecular oxygen; monooxygenase activity.